Messenger RNA from Schistosoma mattheei, 1925 nucleotides. NCBI's taxonomy places the organism in Eukaryota, Metazoa, Platyhelminthes, Trematoda, Strigeidida, Schistosomatidae. The record is from the annotation of a GenBank genome assembly.
GUUCGCCAUCAAUACUUAAAGUCUAUAGGCUCGGGAUUUGCAUUUGGCGUAACCUUGUAGAUUUUUUUAAAACAAAUGCUCGUGUAUACUACUUUUAUUUGAUUGACUACCUCGUUCCACAUCAGUUUUAUUGUGUCAAUAUUUUCACCAUUUAGAAGUCUCCCACUCUGGAACACAUAAAUGUUUAGUCGCGUACCUUUAGCUGAUGAUUUUAACCAUCUCGCGCUUUGUGCUCGUGCAACUUUAUCUCACCAGGCUGAAAAAAAGAUUCACUCAAUUCUGAAUUGUGGACAACUUUCAUUCAGGAGUAAUUUAGGUAACUCUAAGGAUGAAAUUAUGCAUAUACAGCAAAUUGUUACCAGUAAUAAUGGAAAUAUUAAUCCUAGUAUAAUACCUUCUAAUAGUGGAAAUAAUACCAUUACUGCUACUACUACUACUACUUCCAACAAUAAUGUCCAAUCAAAUCGAUGUGUAACUGUACGUCAUUCAACUAAUUCUAAUGAACGUGUAAAACGUCAUCAUUGUACAGAUUGUUCAAAAUCGUUUCAUCGUGCCAGUGAUCUAGUUAAACAUCGUCGUACUCAUACAGGUGAAAAACCAUUUGCUUGUAUGCAAUGUGGUCGAGCGUUCGCCGAUUCAAGUAGUUUAUCUGCGCAUAAACGAAUACACACUGGAGAACGUCCAUAUCAUUGUUGUGAUUGUGGCAAAAGUUUUUCCGUAUCAAGUAGUCUGGUAAAACAUAGACGAAUACAUACCGGUGAAAGACCGUACCGUUGUGAAUUUUGCGGCAGAUCGUUUUCCGAUAACAGUAGUUAUAGCGCACAUAAAAAACGUAGUCAGCGGUGUACACCUAUUACCAGUAGUAAUAACAACAAUACAUUUAGUCUUGUUGGUAAUGUAGGAGAUUGUGAAAAAACAAAGUGUGAGGGUUGUGCUUUUCUCGAUCCACAUACACAAGCAGUUAUACAUCCUGCAGCGGCGGCAGCAGCUGCCGCUGUAUCUGUUGAACACUUUUUAACGAAUUCAAAUAUUGGUAUGUCUAAAAUAAAUGGUGGUGAAUUUUGUCCAACUUCUUUAAAUUUAACAUUUCCUAAUCCACCAAAUACAAAUACUAUGCCAGCUACAGCAUUAACAUGAAUUACAUUGAAAAUUGUUGCAUUUGACAUAAUAAUGUAUAAAUAUGAUUUUAGUAGUACAUAUAUAAUGUUUACUUUUACCUUACUGAACCUAUUAGAAAUGGACACUGUUUUAAUUCACUACGACAAUCAUUUGUGUUUUAAAUUUCCAGUAAUAUCAACGUAUAAGUAUUAUCAGAACUAAUACAUUUGCUCAUUUUUUCGCGAUACACUCAUUUCAUUUUUCGUAAUUUACUCAUCCUUUCAAACUGUGUCCACAUGUUUUUGCUCUUUGUGGGAAAUUAUAAAAAAAUUAUUGUGUGAGUGAUGAAUAUGUUGUUUGAACUUAAACAUACUACUUACAAAUAAGCAUGUGUAUUUGCAAGUUGGUUUUCAUGUCACUUUCAUUGUUUAUUACAAUAUUAUUACAGUUUUUCUUUGUUACGAUUGUACAUCACCAAACAUUAUUCUGGUGUGUAUACAUCCUAUUGUGUUUCUGAUUUUUGAUUUCUACAAGUUCUUAUGCAUAAAUAUUUAUAUGUUGCAUAAGUAUUAUUUCAAAUACCACUCAUUGUUUUAUCAGUUAAUCGUUGGUUUUGUUCGAAUUAACUUGUUAUCUAAUUCGCAUCUCUUCGUAGUGGGAUAUACUUUGAUAGACUAAUAUUCCUGUGGAAUUUUCAGUAGCAACAGUAUUUAGUUGAACUGUCAGAUUCUUAGUCAUUAUGAUGACUGCAAUUACCUGUCUCAGUAUUCAUCAUAUCUUUAUGUCUGAUAUGUCGAAAAAAUAAUACAGCUCUCUUUUUAUUCGCU